AUGGCGACUCCACUGGCAAUUCCCGACUUUUACAUCCUCCCCUCGUCACGAAAGUACAAAUGCAUUGAUCGGUUCAGCCUUCUUGAUGAUGAUGCUGGUCAGAGCCUUGAAGAUGCCGACGGCCUCGUCCCCUUCUGGCCCCUCCUCCAUUCCAUCCUCUCCCAACCAAUCAACUCCCUCCCAGCCCUAACCUCCCUUCUCGACACCAUCUCGGUGACCCUGCGCGGCACCGCCCAUCCCGCGGGCGACUAUGCGCUCCUUUGCGAGGCCAUCGCCACUCACAGUCACAGAGAACAGGCAUUCUUCCAGCGCGUCUGGCCUCGCCUGGUGCAAACGGCGCUGCAGAUGCCCCUGCUCUUUCCCGAGGGCCGGAUCCCGGUGCUGGGGCGUGGGUCCGCCUCGAGUUCAAGUUCUCUGUCCCUCUCGCGCCGGCAAGCUGCCUGUCUGGUGGUGCACCAGUUCUUGCGCACGCUAGCCACGCCACCGUGGGGUCAAGAUCAGGAUGUGCUGUGCGAUUUUGGUGUGUGGUAUGCGGGAGCGGAGCACCAGCGCCACCCCGGCGCCGCCAGGGCAUAUCUGCGGGCGCUGAUGGGGUAUUUUGCCGAGGUGGUUUGCGACGAGGGCAGGAUCGGGAUGCCGAGGAUGGAAUGGGAGGUUGUCUACACCCUUCGGGCACUCAGUGGGAACAUGAACGAGGAGGAAGACGUGCUCUGUGAAAAGAUAGGGAAGGGAAGCCCGCUUGGAGAGGCCGAGGUGUUGGUCAUGGAAAGGUACGAUACCUCCCCCGCGAGCCUGGGCCUGCCUGGCGGAGCCGCCGUUGUCUCGGCGAAUAGGUUCAUUGGCUUCGGGCAGUCUGCUACGCAAGAGGAGGUGCAUGUGGGAACGUCGCCAGAGGCUUGUCCUGCUGUGCUUGUCACUCCGCCGCUCAAGGAUGAUCAGGUUCUGAUUGUCAGGGGCGCUCAGGCCAUGGUUAAUGUUUCUGGCCGAGGCCGGAAUAUCGUGAUUGAUGAGAUUGGGGUCCCGCCUGGCGGUGAAAACGGCUGGCGGGAGAGAACUAUGCUCUUCAUGGAUGCCCUCGAGCUGGACCUUGUGCAGACUACAGAGCCCGGCCUUUCUGAUUUGAUUCGGGAGAACGUGGACCGCGAGAUUCGAAAAGCGUGCACAGCCUUCUCAGCGGGCGGUUUCGGUGAGGUUCGAACGGGCUUGUGGGGUUGCGGCGCCUUUGCUGGGGAUCCGGGAGUCAAGAUGCUUCUGCUCUGGGUAGCUGCUUCCGUAGCUGGAAUCAGAUUGGUUGCGAUAUGUGAUCAAGGCCUUCGCCUGUUCGCCGAGGAGCUUCAGCUUACUCUGGAGUGGGCAAAGCAAGAGCUCCGAGAUACUAAGGCCCUACGCCAGGUGCUGGACCGAGCCCCGAAAUGUUUGGCUAGGGGACAAAUCUUGACAUGGAUCAGGACGGAAUACAAGAGAGAACAACCAGCCCUGGAAUAG
Molecule: messenger RNA, 1485 nt
Organism: Canariomyces notabilis
Lineage: Eukaryota; Fungi; Ascomycota; Sordariomycetes; Sordariales; Chaetomiaceae
Exons: 2
Coding region: 1-1485 (494 amino acids)
Biological process (GO): nucleotide-sugar metabolic process; ATP generation from poly-ADP-D-ribose; carbohydrate metabolic process
Cellular component (GO): cytoplasm; nucleus
Molecular function (GO): poly(ADP-ribose) glycohydrolase activity
Source: RefSeq, a predicted model, not a curated record